AUGUUUGAAUGCUUAUACGGCUACACGCCAUUUGCUUGUGAGGAUCGCCACAGCACGAAGUUGAAGAUUCUGAAGCAUAAACAAACGUUAGCAUUCCCGGCGGUGCCCCAUCCCCACGAACCAUCUCAGGAAGCAUUGGACCUGAUGAUGCAACUCCUUGUGGAAAAAGAGAAGCGUUUGUGCUCCCGCAAAUACCACCUCAAUGACUACACCAUCCAGAUGGUGGGGUCACGGGCCAUUAGAUUUCCUGCUGAUAAGCGGAAUCAGAACUAUCAGGGCUACUUCGUCUACCCUGACGAUGCCGACGAUUUGAAACGGCAUCACUUUUUCAAGCACAUUCAAUGGGAUACUCUGCUUCACAAGCGACCUCCGUUUGUUCCCAAGGUCAAAGAUUGGGAGGAUACCAAGUAUUUCGACGAGGACCAGCCAAUCUCGGACAUUGAUGAAGCUUCCUCCUCUGAAGAUGAAGUCGAGGAGGAAGCCACGAAAGAGAACUGUGUUCCGGUCAUUCUGAGUGGCUCCAAAGCGAGCCAGCAUCAUCAAGAAGACCAGCACAUUGUCCCCUCAAUUGCCCUCAAGCCCAGUGGCACGGUGGUAAGGCCCAUGACACCAAUCAGCAAGCCGCUUUCUCCUCGACCGUCUUCACCAGAAGCUUUGGUCGAGAAAGUACAGGGCUCUCCACUGCCACCAGAGACCAACAAGCCUGCCAAACAGAAGAAGAGGGACAAGAAACGUCCACGUGACAAGAUUCUCCGUGAUCGCGAAUUCGGCAAAGCAGCUCUACAGCUACGCAAGAAUGGUGCUUUCAUGGGCUACUCAUACCGGAGACCGACUGGCGUUGAAGAGGUGCUGAAGGAAGUUUGUGACACUCUGCCUCGGGUCCAUAUCGGUACCAGUGCCAACUCGAGUGCCCUGGCGACCUCCCCACACGACGUUGACGGCAUUUGUGGAAAAUAA
This is a messenger RNA of Cyphellophora europaea CBS 101466, 957 nucleotides long. RefSeq lists its product as uncharacterized. The transcript has a single exon. Gene Ontology annotation, molecular function: ATP binding; protein serine/threonine kinase activity. Gene Ontology annotation, cellular component: cytoskeleton; cytoplasm. The record is from RefSeq and is a predicted model, not a curated record. Gene Ontology annotation, biological process: peptidyl-threonine phosphorylation; actomyosin structure organization. The coding region runs from base 1 to 957 and encodes 318 amino acids. Lineage: Eukaryota; Fungi; Ascomycota; Eurotiomycetes; Chaetothyriales; Cyphellophoraceae.